AGUCAAAUAUCGCAGAAAGACUGAUAUCUUUGGGAGGCAAGCGUGUGGCAAGUUGUAAGGCGUGUGUGCGGGCCAUGGAGUCGCAGUGCACUGGGUUGAUGGCUGCUCGGGAUGAAGUACUCAGAGCCGGACAGGAUGUUUACGAACGAUUUGUCCGACCGUACGACAAGACAACCAAAGAGAGUACCGCAACACUCAAUCAAAUGCGGAUAUACAUCGACAUGCUCAGUCGAGUAUACAGAUGCCAUCCAUUUUCGCUCCCCUGUUUUAGUCCAAACAGGACACCAAGUACGGGUGACACAUCAUACAAAGAACCAUUUGAAGGCUUUGUGAAGCCGCAUAGGCGCGACAGUAAAAGAUCCUCAGAAUUUAGGAGUAGCGGGAGUAGUGGGAGCAAGAUUGGGAGUAACGGGAGCACAAGAGGAAUGAAUAGUGGCAGUGGAAGUGGUGAAGGGGCUGGGGGAAAUGACGAAAUUCAUUCGUAUAGUCCUUUGCACUUCUCCUUCAUGACGGCGGAAAGUGCGACACGCGGUCGACCCGUAGCAUCGCUGCACGUUGUUGAGGAGAGCAAUCUUUUAGGUAUGCGGAUUCGGGUCGAACAGGCCAAUAUGAAACUAAACAACAUGACUGGUCGCUACGGUGUGGCAAGAGAAAAAUUUCCAGACCUGAAAAAGUGGAAAGACCAGCUGAGCUAUAGCCUCGAACCAAUGACCACGGCAGUAGCAACGCUGCGCGAACGAAUCGAGCACGUGAUGGUGCUUAUGUCACUGCAGAACGGUCUGCUCCAGCAAGUACAGGGUAUCAAAGGAAUUGAUGCCACGUCUUUGCUCGACGGCUGUCAUCGGGAUCUCAAUCAACGAGAAAGCCUGCUGGUUGCUAUGGCAACCAAUGAUGCGAAGCUUCACGAGUUUGUCAGGCGUUACAUGGACCGGAUGGUGCAUGUGGGUGUAGAGAUACAUACCUACUUCCAAACUAUAGUCGCAUUUAACCGCGUUCUUAGGCAAGUGUGUUCGGGGAAAUCGCUGGAGACCUUCCCUUUGGUGCAGAAUCACAUGUACGAGACCCUGUCCGAGCUCUUGUUUAUUCCACGGCAACUGACAGCUGUGCUGAAUGUCUUGCCAGAGGCUGUCGCUCGUCAACGAUACACCCAAUUGCACUCAGUCACGGCAAUCUCAUCACAGCUAGCACACGCAUCGUAUGCCGAGGAAAUACGGAGGCUGGAGUUCACCGACGCACACGUGCACAUCGUACCGGAUGCAUUACUGCGACUAUUGCAAGAGAGCAGCCCCUCACUCCCACUUCUAAAAGUGGUCCGAGCUGACGUGAAAUUGGGUGCAAACAGCACCAAAAUAUUAGAUACAGGUGCAAACGGCUCUUCACAUGAGGAACAAGGCGAGAUCCCGCUCUUCUUCUCUUGGGAUGAUGUGGUGCGGUUGCAGAAGGAAUUAGGAAAGUUCGGUACCAUUGCGGACGACUACGUUAGCUUGCUGCGAGAUUGUCUGAGCAGCAUGCGUGUUGGCGCCGAAGCGGAGGAUAUUAAGUACCCUGCACUGAGCGAUACAAAAAGUAUAUCAGUCAUGAGUCACAGAGAUACAUUUGUUCACGCAAGAGACACACAUGGGCAUCCGAGCCAUCCAUAUGUAUAUUCAGGGCAAGCUGGGCAUGCCACGCAAGAGGCACAAACAGUCGGUGACAGUAGAGGAAGUGUAGAUAUGAGAAGCGGUUUGCUAGGGGGGAUGAGACCUGCUAGUGGGGUUGAAAAGGAUGAACAUGGACACUCACAGUUGAAAGGCCCUUCUUAUUCUGGCUAUGGUAUGAACUCGCAGGUGACAGUGGACCCGCGCGAGCGAGUAGGCGGCGACCGCGUGCGCUCUGAUUUGGUACAGCCGAGUGAGGAGACACACAACGGUUGGGAUACCUUAGAGCAAUCUUACCUUGAUAUAGCCGACGAGAUCGAAGGCAGCCCUUCAACCGAGAUAAUGCGUUUAUUGACAGAUGAGCAUUGUCAUUCGCCCGCCCAAAAUCAAAAUCUGGCUAAACAUACUUCUGCUAAUACCGAAGGAUCAUACGCCGAUGGCAAACUUGAGAGUUCAAUGGAUGCACCCAAUUCACGGGAUGUGGACCGACCAGGACAAUCCGGUGGGAUGUCGAACCAAGAUGAAUGUGGGACUGUCAUGACCCAAUCUAUGGUGAAGGAAGCGUAUCUGAUGAACGAGCUAUGCGCAGAGAUGGUUGAGGUCGGAGUGCAUGACCAGGGUGUGGGUGCUGCCACUAGCGCGUGCGGUGCCGUCAAAACAAAUAUUUCGCACGAUGCAAUUCCUGAUGAGGAAGAGACUGGCGAAGUGGUACCAUUGUUAGGCGGCCCAAAUUUAGGGUUCAGGGCAGCCAGGGGCGUGUCACCUCGUGUGAAGCGAGUGCAGAAUUUUCCUGAACAUACUUCCCCCGCAUGUGAGUGCGAACGAGAUAUAGCGUGUACAUGCGCGAGCACGCGUCCGGACUCCAUACGUGCGUUGUUAAGCAUGGGCAAACAUACUCAACCCGACAAGAAUUUGAGUACUGAUACCAAUGUGAACAGUCAGGCCUUGCAGCGAGAGGUGGCUGUUCUGCUCGAGCGCGUAUCGUCCAUGGUCAUAGUUGCGGCUGAGAGAGAGGCGAAGUUGAAGGAAAUGGGCGAAGAGCUGCAAAGAUCCUGUGCCGAAGUCAGGCUACGUGACUGUAAAAUUGCUUUGCUCAAUUCUGAGCUAGAGCGACAGCAAGCGGCGUCGGCUGUCAUUUAUAAAGACGUUGCCAUGGCUACGGGCGAUAAAAGCUCAGUGGGAGGUACGGAGAGUACUAGUGAUGUUUUAGUAGCGUCGCUGGACGAAUCCAGUGAGGAAUUGUCCUCAGAGUAUGGAAGUGCUGUUAGUAGUACCUUGGAAGGUAGUGAUUGUGGUGUGUUGGUAUCCAGGAGUGAGUAUGCGGAUAUCGGUGGCGACAGGGACAUACAGUCGGAGACUGGAUGUAGCAUGCGGACGGACACAGGGACAUCAGUCGAGCUUGCUGUGGCGGAGGGAACGCAGACAGACUCGCCCUUGUGCAUUAAUAGCUGCACGCAAACAUUCACGCGCAUAUAUGCCGAUACCUGCACGCAGACUGAUCGAACGGAGAAUCUCGGACCAUGCGGAGAAGUAACAGAAAGGCAAAUGUUGUUAGCAGAACCCGACAGCAAGGUAGCAUACACAGAUGAGGUGAGUAGAAGGCAUCUACACAUGCUGCAGCAUCAGCUAUCGGUGUAUUGUGGGUAUGUAGCUGCACUCGCGCAGACAUGUGGCAUAGAAUGUGGCAACAGGAAGUGUGAAGACGAAAGGGAUGGGCUCGGAAAACAUAUGGACAGGGAGGUAGGAUCAGAUGACGUGUAUGCACACAUAGGGAGUGGCACGCACAUUAAGACUGACGACACACGUACACGCACGCACCCGUAUGCGGAGCCGAGCUCAUCGCACGACGUAAAGAGGGGUGAUGUAGAGGUUGUCGAACGAAACGAACUGUGUGGUCGUGAGCGCUGGGCUUCUAUUGCGCGAAAAUUGUAUAGCAUACCUCUAAACUUUACUUUAGAGAAUCCGGAUAAGGGAUUCAAUGGUACGCACAGCGUGUCCCCCAAUAAGGAAGAGCUUGCUUACGCCGAUGACCAAUCAGAAGUGUACAAUAGCUUCUCACGAGUUCAAUCAAAACACGAGAAUGGGUUUGCUGCUUCCCAGACCGAUGCUACAGAUACCAGGAGCGAGGUCGAGUGUCUUGAUGCACUCCUCCGGUGUGCAGACGGCCUGCCUCUCUUUACAAUUGAGGCACAUGUGCGUAAACUGAGUGAGUUUGCAUCGACACAGGUGCACGCAAUUACCGACGGAAAGUAUCGAUCAUUCGGCAAGGAUAAUAAAAAUCUGUUCUCCAAUCUAGAUGAAGUCACAAGGGCGAUGCUAAGAACUGAAGAAGGGAAGAGGGUGCUUAUCGACGAUGUCAGUCUCUCGGGAGAUAGUACUCUGAGUGUCUCUCGAGGUAGUGGCGGACCAAAUUACGCCGAAGAUCCAGAGUUUUUGGAUUCGAAUACAAAUUGGAGCUCAGGUUCAGCUGUAGGUCACAAAUUGCUUGGGGUGGUUGAUGAUGCGGUUCAUAGGGAGUGUGGCACAGACUCGGGUACAGAUAAACACCUACCAACGACCAGAGAAACAAUGCAAGGAGAAACGCACACACCAACAAGUACAGACUCGUUCACACAAGCGCCCAUAUCAACACAAGCGUAUAUCUCUUGUGAAAACACUUUCGAUGGUACUCAGCGACAGUUGGAUACCAAAAUUAGCGUGCAGGCGUUUGAUACGGACUGUCUGAUGCUGUUCACGCCACUUAAUUCCGGACAUUGGUUUGCUUUCAACAUCGACCAACCGCACUACUACCUACACGAAACGUGCGUGGCCGAUUAUCAGCUGGAUAGGAAGAUAGUGACUAUGUUUGUUGGCAGAGCUAUCUAUCUUCAGGAACACAGAGCCAGUGCGACGUAUAAUCCGUUCGGAUUGAGUGAAGGAACGAAGUUCUCGGAAGUCAUCGCUAUCGAAGAGGCCAAAGGUAUGAAGGUUCGGCGAAAGAGCUCUUCGCGGCAUCGCUCCGGCGAAGCAGACCUAUCAAACAGUCCCCCAAACAAUGCGCCGAAACGAGAUGAAAUAGCGCCGCUCACUCCCAAUUAUGCGGAAACCAUGAUGCUGUCGAUGAUUUGAAUGUGCGAGGCACAUGGCAAUAAGGAUCAAUGUUGUCACAACCCGGGCUAGUCUCACUCUUUAAGAACCGGUAUGUGAUGCUGAGCAGGUGGUCCCUAAAAGUCCAACCAAGUUGUCACACGAAACUUUGCACCUCUAAAGUGGGUCGAUGUAUCCGUAUCUAAGCGAAAUUGCUCUGCCUGAGCCUGGUGGACUAAAACCCAGUAACCCCAUUCCAGUUCAGCACUUAGCCCAGCCUACGAGACUAUUGUUCGUAUGCGCCUGGACCUUUCGUAUCGCACGGAGAUAUUUCUACGCAUACGUGUCUGGUAGUCACGUGACAUACUUGUACUCUUCAAAAGCGAUUAUUGAUGGACCACUAGAGUCGAUGUGCCCAUCGCACAUCAAUCAUUUUUAAGAUAUGUGGCGCGGAUUGGCAUGCUUCUCAUCAACAAUCCAUGCGGUAGAACAUUUCAGAUCUAUGGUAAAAUGGUGGUUCAAAGGGACAAAAUAGCCUCAUGGUCAUGGUCUAGCAUCUUCAACGAGCACAAUUAUCGUGACGAAUCCUCAGCAUUGCACAUAUCGACAGCGGCUGAAGUUCGCCUUUCUCCUCGAUUUUCAACCACUCUCGGAGUUUGUUUGGGGUCGUAAUCAUUCCGUCGAAUGCCUGUUUCAAUCUGAAAUGUCAUACUCAUCAGUAUCGCAUCUGUGUACGUUCGCUCUGGCUCGAAAGUCAGGGAGCCGUAAGUGUGACCGAGUGGUGUCACAAAACUCGCAUGAGUUGGCAGUUAGAGUACUAUCUCGAUAGUGAGCGAUACGGGGUGAUUCAUACGCACACUCCUACACGGUGGGGGGCACAUCCAGGACUAAGUACACAGUUGCACCUAGUCUGAGAGGUAUUAACAAUGCCUGGAAGGUUGGAACGAAAAUUAGUAGAAUAAAUGCAGUACCAGCAGCUGUUACUGCCGCCAUACUACGGC
Sphaeroforma arctica JP610 is the source of this 5704-nucleotide messenger RNA. RefSeq lists its product as hypothetical. Gene Ontology annotation, molecular function: molecular adaptor activity; protein kinase binding. The transcript has 9 exons. Gene Ontology annotation, cellular component: phagophore assembly site membrane; Atg1/ULK1 kinase complex; extrinsic component of membrane. The coding region runs from base 75 to 4745 and encodes 1556 amino acids. Gene Ontology annotation, biological process: autophagy of peroxisome; reticulophagy; autophagosome assembly. Lineage: Eukaryota; Ichthyosporea; Ichthyophonida. The record is from RefSeq and is a predicted model, not a curated record.